AGAAAUGAAAAUUGUCCAAAGAAAUGAUUAUUUUGCACAGUAUUAAAAAAAAACAUUUUUUUUCUUUUUAAUGGCUUAUACGAAAAAGACUUUAACGCAUUUAACUCUUGAUGAUAUAAAAAGGAAAAGAGAAUCUUUUGAAAAUUUUACUUCUUCAACACCCGAACCAUUUUUUCAUAAAGAAGAAAAAUGUCGUAUGACUUCUCGUCGAUGUCAAUCAGUUGAUCGUUUUGUUUCAAGGCAAAAGGUUCCACAAGAAAUUGAAAAAUUAUCUGACUCUUUCCAUCAACUCUCUAAUAUACCCUCACUAUGUUUAACGAAAGGUAAAACAGGUGAACAUCGUCAAUCAUUUAGUAGUAACACACCAGUGGAAUGUACGUUACAUACAAGAGGAUUAAGACCUUCACCAACUCCAUUUUAUAGUGAUACACAAAAUUAUGAAAAAAAAACAGAACGAUUUUCACUUACAUACGAUACUUCCUCUUUAAGAAGUUCAAGUCAUAUGCCUUCCCAUACGAAAAGAAUAUCAAUUACAGCUCAAGCUUCUAUGACGCCUUCAACGAUUGGAAAGUCGCGUUAUGGUACUGUUUUACGACGCGACAGUCAUGAAAAUACUUUAUCUUCUUUACGCUAUCCACCACUGGUAUCGGGUGGCUCGAAUCAGUUGAUGAAGGGAAGUUCCGUAAGACGUGGAGUUAAUACAAGUAGUGAAAGAUAUGGAAAUUCCGUUAUGUUCAAUUCAACAAAUCAAAGUUCUUCAGCCGUAAGAAGUAUAAACAGAACAUCAAGUAUUGCAUCUAAACGGAUAUAUAAAGAUAAAAAUGUUAUCAUCCCUACCACUUUUGAAAAUAUUGUAUUGGAUCCAACAAAGUUUUCUUCUGAAAAAGUACGAAGAGAUGCAGCUUUGGUUAUUUUACGAUGCCUUCAUAUGAAGAAAUAUAAUCAGGAAAUGUUCGUCGAAGAUUUUGUUCACUGUCCUUCAACACAGUCGUAUAUCAAUUUAAUGCAAUUUCUUUUCAGUCAUAUUGAUCCAUCAAAUGAACCAUUUAUUCUUGAGGAAAAAGUGACAUCAAUGUUUAAACUUUUAGGGUAUCCUUUGCAAUUCGCUAAAUCACACUUUCGAUCACCUUGCACGCCUUUAAUGUGGCCACAUCAUUUAGCUUCCAUUGCAUGGUUGUGUGCUCUACUUAUUUUCGAUGAAACAGUUUUAAAAGAUUUAGCAAAACCUACGCUACAAGAAUCACAGCAUAAACCUACUCAUAAGUUGCCCGAAACUCCGAGAGUUAUUGGUGGGUUUCGGUGUUAUCAGUUCGAGGAUGAGAUUGAAGACACCACUCAAAACAAUAGCGCUAUCGGUUUACACUUAAAGAGUGGACAUAUCAAAUCACCGUAUAUUAAAACAAAUUUUCAUGAAGAAGAGUCUCAUGUGGUUACAGAUUAUAUUCCGUGCGAACCAAUCACUGUUGCUCUUGUUCGUACAAUACAAAGUGCUUAUAUGAUGUAUAAACAGCAAGGGAAAGAGAUCAAUGAAAAAUCUUUGGAAGCUUUAUUAGACAAGGAUAUUGCGCAAUAUCGUCGAAAAGAGGAGGCUUUAUUGAAGGAAUCCCAAGCUAUGCGGGAUGCACAAAAACAAGUUUAUUUAGCUGCCAAAGGCAAACUGGAUCAACUCGGCGCGUUACAAUCCCAAGUUACACAACAAGAAACUGAUUCGUUUCGUUUACAAAGUCGCAUUCAAACAACAGAAAAAUUAAUUGAAGAAAAGAAACGAUGUUUUCGGAAUUUACAAGAAGAAAAGAACAACCAAGCUGCAACGAUUUUUAACUUACAGAAGAAAAUAAAAAGUAUUACGUCUAUUGUUGAAGCUCAGGGGAUUAGUAAACAAGAAGUUUUGGAAUAUGUUGAGAAAACAAAAUGUGAAAAAAACGCGUUAGUAGAACUUCAAAAACAAGCACAGUAUGCUUCUAACGAAUGCUCCACAUUACAAAAACGCACGCAACAAAUUAUUAAUAAUAUUGAAGAUUCUCUUUCGAUUUCUGCAAAAUUAUUAAGAGCUUUUAAGUCCAGUCAUGCUUAUAGUGAAAAAGAAAGUCUUCUAGAUUCUUACGCUGUUCAUUAUCCUCGACCGUUAACAUUCUCUUCAGCCAAAUUAUUAGAGACUCAUUUAAAACAAUUCAUGACCAUUUAUGCGUCGACUACAGCAACAGGAGUGAAAUCUCAUGAAAAAUUGGCGCAACUUUUAAAUAGAAUAACUGAGACAAAACUACAAUGUCAAGUGAAACAAAUCGAUAAAGAAAACGAGCUGAUGGAAGACGAAAUCAUACAGAAACUUGAGAAUGAAAUUGAUGGUUUUUUUGAAAAAUGUUUCAAUCAAGUAUCUUGGAGGGACUAUUUUCGUGAAUUAGAGGAAACUGUAGAAGAACAACAGAAGAAUUUAAGCAAAGUUAAGAAAACUAUACAAUCAUCUGAGAAAAUGACCUCCACUAUAAAAAAUUCUAUACAGCUUAAUUUAAAGAAACUUUGCGGAAUCAAAGAAUCAAUUCAAUUUUUAACGGAUGAUUUAAAAAAAAAAAAAACACACUACGCAAAUCAGCUUGAAGCCGUACAAGAAGCUUAUAAGAUCUCUACAAAAUCAUUUCUCGAUAAUGAAAUUCAGGAGUUGAAACAAACGUCACAAGAAUUACGAAUCGAGUUAACGUCAGUACAAGAGAAGAAAGAGAGUGUAAAGAAACGAUUUGCUGACACAGACAAAAGAGUAACAGAUCGUCUCUUCACGUGGCUCGAUGCAGUUGAAGAAGAAAUUCAUCUUGUUCUACAACAAUUGCAAAGUUCUCAAAGUGUCGUGACGCGUGAAAUAAAAAAUGUUCAAGCUAUUCAUUCAGUUAUUUUGAACAAUCAAACAAAAAUCCUUUCUCAAAAUAAACUAACAGAUGUUUUACCCAAUCUUUUAAUAUCAUCUAGUGAUCAAACGAUUGGUUGAAAUGAUUCAUUUCAAUUAAAAUAAUUAAAACAAAACAUUGUAUUUUUUCAAAAACCUUAUGUUAAAAUACAAAUUUCUCCCAGAUUGUAAACAAAAAAUUAAAGAUUUUCCUAAAAAUCUUCUUCUUUUUUCUGUAAAAUGAGAUUUUUUUUAGGGUGUUAAAAACAGAAAAGUUUUAAUGUUAAACAAAAAUUGUUGGUCACCUUUGAUACAAAAUCUUAAAAAGUUUAUUAUUGUGUUACA
Molecule: messenger RNA, 3220 nt
Organism: Hylaeus volcanicus
Lineage: Eukaryota; Metazoa; Arthropoda; Insecta; Hymenoptera; Colletidae
Exons: 17
Coding region: 71-2977 (968 amino acids)
Biological process (GO): attachment of mitotic spindle microtubules to kinetochore
Cellular component (GO): Ndc80 complex
Source: RefSeq, a predicted model, not a curated record